Messenger RNA from Anolis sagrei ordinatus, 513 nucleotides. The record is from RefSeq and is a predicted model, not a curated record. NCBI's taxonomy places the organism in Eukaryota, Metazoa, Chordata, Lepidosauria, Squamata, Anolidae.
AUGGCCAAGGCCUCCCUGCACCCGCUCGCAUUGCUUCUGUUGGGUCUCCCCUUCUUGGCCUUUGCAGGUGAUGUUCCCGUCAUGAAAGAUGUCGACGGCGCAAAGCUCCUUGGGAAGUGGUACCCAGUGAAGGUCAUCAAGACGCAUCCUGAUCCAUUAGAACUCUACGCCUACACUAUAGAGGCCACAGCCGACGGAGCCAUUACAACCAASUUUGAGGUCCCCAAGGACGGAGCUUGCACUGUGAGAAAGCUAACUGGAAGAAAGAAAAGCCCUGGGGUCUUCACCUCGUCAGAUGGAGAUGCCACCAUCAUGGAAACGGACUACAAGACCUACCUCUUCACACAUUUAUCCAACGGCAAAGCGCGCAUGCUGGCACUCUAUGGUCGAGAGAAGAAAGUGUCUAAGGAGGUCAAAAACAAGUUCAAAGCCUUGGUCAAAAAAGUGGGGCUGAAACCGGCACAUAAGUUUAAACCGAAGGAAGAAGAUUUCUGCAAAAGCCCUCCGGCAUAG